This is a messenger RNA of Laccaria bicolor S238N-H82, 273 nucleotides long. RefSeq lists its product as uncharacterized. The coding region runs from base 1 to 273 and encodes 90 amino acids. The record is from RefSeq and is a predicted model, not a curated record. The transcript is spliced from 2 exons. Lineage: Eukaryota; Fungi; Basidiomycota; Agaricomycetes; Agaricales; Hydnangiaceae.
AUGGAAGAUCCCCAACUGGAAAUCCGCGACGUCCUCCGCCUUAUAGUCUCCUCGCCUUCCGCAGAUGAUCAAGCGGCCGCUGUGAAAAAGUACUUCAUUCACAACGCAGGCUUCAAUCACCCUCUCUUCCACAUCGAACCAGGCCCGUCAUCGAGGUCGACCAUCCUCGGCGUUUACCAGUAUGGUUGCUCACCGUUCGUAGAGCGUCUCGACUCUCAACAGUCUUUUUGUCCUAAAGAGUCUUUGAGACUAGAAAACAGCCCAGGAUUUUGA